UCCAUUCAGCUCCUCGUUUCUUUAAUUACUUCCGAAAAUGACGAUCUUACGUUACAGUAACGUGCUCGCAUCGUGACGGGAGCUCAUGUGUUGGCGCUGCACUGUAUGAUCGCCUUUCUCUCGCAACGCCACACCCUCCCCAUCUCCAUCUCGUGCAGCUGUGCGGGACUGACGGUGCGUGCGUCUCCCUGUCGGGCACCCGCAGCAUCAGCAACACAAAAGGGUCGGAGCAGCCGGAGCUGGGCUUUACCUCAGCAGCGAUCACAGGGAGGAAUCGCGUUCAACAUAAGCCACAGCGGAGGCAGCAGCGGCACUCGUCUGGGUAAAACGAGCUUUGUGCAAAAGGGCAGAUCGAUGUUCCCUAAGGUUUUACUGCAGUGGUGCACAGCCAUCUCGAGCUGUGCAGCUGAAAUAGAGAGAAGACGACAGGGCAAAUUCCAGCCCUUCAGACGUCUCUUCGGGAAGAAGAAGAAGAGGGAGGCGAAAGGGGGCUUUGAUGGAGCAGAGCUAAAGUCGAGUUUUUCUACUGGGGAAGUGUGCAAUGGAGUUGUAUCUGACGAUGAGGAGUCCAAUAAAAAUCUGAGGGAGUUGAAUCCCAUCGGAUCUCGAGCUCUCUCACACGACAGCAUCUUCAUCCCAGAGGAGCCAGCGGCAGAGGCCAGUCCAGACCACAGCAUGUCGCAGGAAAACGUCUCAGAUAAAGUUAGGAAUCUGCAGAGGCAGAUAGCACAAGGUAUAAAGUUUGGCCAGAGGCCUCCUUCUCUGAGGAAAAGUGAAGGAGAUGAGGGAAGUUCAGAUGAAGAGGAGGUUCCCCGGAGUCCUCUGAAGGUUUUGGCCCAGGUAGAAGCCGAGCCAGCAAACACUGAGCCAAAGCAGGUCCAGGGGGCUCAACAAGCCGGACCACACAGCCCCCCAGUGAAGUCACCAAGGUCCAAAAGAGUUCUUCCGCCCACUGGUACUAUCGAGUCCAUCAAUCUGGACGCUGUUCCACAGUCUGUUCCUCGCUUAGACAACACAGCUGCCAAGCAUAAACUGUCCGUCAAACCGAAAAACCAGAGGAUUUCCCGCAAACACCGGCGGUUUACACAGGACCUCCAAGAGGUAUCUAUUCCUGGUGUGGUGCAAGAGGACCUGGAGGCAGCAGGCGUCUCCACAGACGACCAGCGCAGGGUGUCCGUUGAGUCCCUCGAUGGCUUCAAGAAGCAGAGACUCAAUGAGGAGGACAGACAGGAGACAAGGAGGAAAAGGGAGCUGGAGGAACAGAGGCUCCAACAGGAGGAGGAGGAGAGGAGGAAGAGAGCAGCGGAGGAGCUCAGGCUGCGCGAACUGGAGGAGGAGAUGUGUCGUAAACAGCGAGAGGAGGAAGAACGAAAGCUAAGAGAGGAGGCAGAGAGGAGGAGGAGGGAGGAAGAGGAGAGUAGGAUUAGGGAUGAUGAGGAAAGGAGGCGGCGAGAGGAGGAAGAGCGGAGCCGGAGGGAGGAAGAAGAAAGGAGGAUGCGAGAGGAGCAGGAGCGCAGACAGCAGGAGGAGGAGCUGAGGAGACGACUGGAAGAGCAGAGGAGGAAAGAAGAGGAGGAGGAGGAAGCGAGGAGGCAGCAGGAGAUCGAGGAAGAGAAGAAGAGGAAGCAAAGGGAGGAAGAACAGGAAAGAAGGAAGAAGGAGGAAGCAGAGAGGUUGCAGGAGAUUGACGAAAAGAAAAAAGUGGAAGCAGAGGAGAGGAGGAGGAAGGAGGAGGAGGAGCAGAGGAGGGCAGAGGAGCUGCGCUGGAGGGAGAUGGAGGAGAGACAGAGGCCUUUCUCUUUCAAAGUUUCCUCUGGAGAAAAACAGAUUUUGUUCCAGAAGGUCAACCUGACGCCUGUUACGCCGGCCUCCAGCCACCAGAGCGGAGCUGCAGCUGAGCAGAGAGAGAGCGCCAAGGCUUCGUCUUCUGAAGGACCAGACCUGCCCACGUCUCCAUAUGUCCCCCACACAGCCAUCCUAGUGACAGGCGCACAGCUCUGCGGGACAGCCGUCAAUUUAGACCAGAUCAAAGACACCGCCUGCAAGUCUCUGCUGGGUUUGGGAGAGGACAGGAAGGCGCAGGGAACACCGCCGACCAAGAGCAAGACUUCACCGGACCGCAAGUCCGGCAAAACCAAAUCACUCAACGAGUCCUCGCUCUCUACAGACCAGUCCGUCUUGGCAGAAUGGGCCAGCAUCAGAUCAAAGAUAUUCAAGGGGGUGGAGGAGGGGAAGUACGACGAUAACAAUGACCCGAGUAAGAACCCGCCUCAGUCCAGCAGUGAAGACACGCCUGCCUUCUCCCACACCAACCUCAGGAAGACCAUGUCUGCCAGCGCCAAGUUCUCCAUCACCCCUGCAAAGAAGAAGUUCGGAGAUUCAAACAGGAACUCUGAGGUGUUUGGUGUGGAUGAUAAGGAAUCAGGAGAGGAAGGUGCUCUGUCUGAGAGCCCCGUCUCACCAGCUCCAACCAGUAAACCUCAGACCAGGACGAGUAAAACUGUCCGAAUUGUAGAAAGAGGGUCAGAAGAGUGUAUGUUUGCCAAAGACCUCCCCUCUUUCCUGGUUCCAUGCCCCAAACCUGAGGGCCCCGAGGUGAAGAGCAGGGCUCAGAGUGAGGCCGAGGUGUGUGAGAGUAGAGAGGAGGGAGGGGACAGAGGCCAGGAUGGGGAGGACAAGCCCUCACCUUUUGGCAUAAAGCUGAGGAGGACCAACUACUCACUCCGCUUUCACAGCGAUCAGUCCACAGAGAAAAGGAAGAAGCGGUACAGUGCCGGAGACAGCUUUGACGGCGUCCCUUCACCUCUCACCCCCAUUGAGCCAGACUCUGACACCUCCUCUGUCUUUUCUGACAAAUCCACAAGUCCCACAUCGCCACAGAAAGAAGGCGCGGUGGGCAAGUACUCACAUGCUUCAGCCUCCCCCGCCGUCCCUCGGGCUAAACCGGGUAAAUCUACCAGCCCGACCACACACAGCGAAAGUGAGAAAGUGCUCUCCAAGCCUCCGCUCUACCGAAGACCGACUACGUCACCCAAACCUAGUGGAGCAGUCCCCACGCCUCCCCCCUCGCCGCUACCUAAAGGGGUCCACGGGUCUCCCAGUGAUGCCGCCGUCCAGAGGACAGAGUCAUGCAGCCAGGAGCAGACGAACAAGAGCGAGGAACCAUCAGCAGUGGCCCAGUUACAGCGGAGCAGCCAAGGCCAGGUCCAAGGGGAAGAGGAGCCCAAGGAGAAGAGAUCCUUCUUCCCCUCCAUUAACAUCCCCUGGAGAGAGAAGGGGGACAGAAAGGCAGAACUCAUCAAGAGAGAAAAACCCUCACUACAGAGCAGGCACUCCCUGGACAGUGCGAGGGUCCAGGAGAAGGAGGCUGGGCCCUUAUGGAUCACGCUUGCUCUGCAGAAGCAGAAGGGCUUCAGGGAGCAGCAGCAGAACCGAGAGGACCGUCGCAGCCAAAGAGAGGCCAAACUGGCUGAGAAACAGGCUCGAGAGAGAGACAGUGUUACUCUGGUGAGCCCCACAGAGAGCAGAGGAAGUGGGAGCACCAGUCCUUCUUCCAAACCUCAGACCCCUGAGGAGCCCAAGAGACCUGACAGCCUCCUGGGACGCUUUGAGCGCCGAGAACACCUGAAGAAAGCCAACACUUUACCCAGCUCUGUCACUGUUGAGAUUGCAGACUCUACACCGUCGCCCCCUGCUGUCAAGGAGGUGUCAAAGCGCUUCCCCUCCAGUGACUCUCCGCAGGUGUCCACAGAGCCGGCGUGGCUGGCCCUGGCCAAGCGGAAGGCCAAAGCUUGGAGCGACUGUCCUCAGAUCAUCAAAUAGCACCGCCUCCACCACCGACACCACCCCCCGGCCCAGCCUCACACUGGCCUGCAUUAAGACUGCACACUGCCCACGGACUCCACAUCUGUCCCUCCCAAAAACUCCCCUUGAUCCUGACUGUGAAACAAGUAAAACCUUUCAUCACCUCAUAACCCCCCCCACACACACACACAUACACACUGGCUGGUACUAUUAUCAUGUUAAAGUGCGCUUCACAUUCAAAUACUCCAAUACAAUCGCACAGAUAUAUGUAAACAAUUGUUGCGCGCAUGCACAUACUGUAUACAAACACACAGUAUAUCGUCCCUGUUGCAGUCCGGGUGGGCAGCAGCCAAUCACAACCAUGGCUGGCCAUUGCAAUAGCCAACCCCCAAUUUUUAUUUUUUAUUAUUUUGUAGCCAACUGUGUCACCAUGGUUGUAAAUAAAUCAUUCACUCAACACAAUAAAAGGUGAAAUACUUCUU
Centropristis striata (black sea bass) is the source of this 4286-nucleotide messenger RNA. It is a transcript of the gene cracd, whose product is annotated as capping protein inhibiting regulator of actin dynamics. Gene Ontology annotation, biological process: maintenance of gastrointestinal epithelium; negative regulation of barbed-end actin filament capping. The record is from RefSeq and is a predicted model, not a curated record. The coding region runs from base 106 to 3822 and encodes 1238 amino acids. The transcript is spliced from 10 exons. Lineage: Eukaryota; Metazoa; Chordata; Actinopteri; Perciformes; Serranidae.